AUGCUGCGUCUUCGCUGUCUGAACCUUCUUCUGGCAUGCAUAACCUGCCUGUCUCUCUGUGUUGAUACCGCCCGUCCUCCUCUUGUCCAAACAAAAAAUGUUGAUCCUGUAGGUCCAACAGGAACUCUCGACCCUCUGCGUCGCCUGCAAGAUUCAGUCGGAACUGCUACUCAAGUUUGGGCUAAUGGACCGAUGGAAGAACACCGCACCAUCGCGGCAUCUCGAACAGGCCCCAUGUCCGCAGUUUAUCGCGCAGCGUUGGCUUCCAAUGCAUCUCAAGAAUGCAAUCCCUUCUCCGGUCAUCAGUGCGAAGUCGCGAUCAAUGGAUUCGGGACUGUAGGUGAAGUGCAGUACACUUUCAACAACUCCAGAGAGAAUCUACAAGGAAACAGCACGCAAGUCAUGGUCGCUUGCCGAUGUAUAGGACAAGGGAAAAAUUCUGCGGAGUGUGGGGUGGCACUGCUUGUGCGACCGAUCACAUUGACUAGAGUGGGCGCUGACGGCGAACGGGAAGAAACUGGGAGACAUGUAUGUAUCUAUGAGGCUGUGGGAGAGAAGUUUUCGGAUUGCCACUCCGAGCUUGUUCGACUUUCGACACGACCAGCAGGGACAAAACCAGAAUAUUGGCGACACCCCUUGAAUUUCACGUACGAAGUUCCUGAUCCAAUUUCUGGAGACUACUGGCGUGCAGACGGACAACGCGGAUGGACGCAUGAUUGUGAGGAAGCCGAGUUUGAUGCGUUGCCUGAAUACAAUAUAUCAAACCUUCGUCGGGAGGAUCUUCGGUUCAACAAUCACACGACACCUGCGGGGAAGGGAGGUUACUGCAGACCGCCGGAGGGUGUGCAGUAUUACCGUGAUGUGGCAGAAGGGAGUGAUGAUGAAUGCGCGGAAUUGUAUGAUUUUGCGGCGCCCUCUUCCGCACAUAUCGCAACGCAACAAGAUGAAAUAGCCGUUGGCCAGGAUCCCCAUACCUAUAUAUCGGAAAAAACACCCCUCACUUCAUACACGGAGCUUGCACUCUCGGUUAGCGCGGCUUGUCUGGGCGUCUUGUUCGCAUGGUCAAUGUAUAGAAAGAUCAUGAAGAAGAAGAAUGCUGAGCAGCCGGUCAAAUAUUUCUUAGUGGGUUUGUUGAAGCAAGUUAUGUCGUAUGCACUUGAGGCGUUACCCUUGCAUAUCGCAUUAGCUCAUGAGGUGGGAUGUCGUCACUGGUGGUCCCAGUUUGCCUUUAUGGAUGCUACUAUCACGCUUGCACACGGAUUUACCGGAGCGCAGGGCUCGGCACGAGACAGCAUGCUGGUGAUAACUGCUGUGAUGGGUGAGGUGGAAUAUCUGUACACCAACGAGUCACUUUUGGCACUAAUCACAGCGCUCUUUGACCUCAUAGCAAUUGCCAUAUUUAUUCUGACGGUUGUGAGAAAGACGAAGCAUCUGCUUGAAGAGAAGAGAGCGAGGGAACAGAUUGCCAGCUAUGAGGCUGGGCUCUUGCGAAUACCCGAAGGUCUGUCAAACACUUUGCGACGUCUGCAAAGGCGAAAGGGUAUCCGCAAGUCGCGACACCAUAUUGAACGUUCAAAACAGUGGAGAAGCACAUAUUCAUCACAAUCUGUCACCAGUGACACUGAGAGAGGAGACCUUGCAGCAGAAGCGAGUACUUCGCAAAGCAGCAUGUCAAGUCUAGGCGGCGCUGCAUCGCAUAGUCAACUGCCACUCUUUCAUGGAAUGGAAGAAUAUGACGCGGACAGAGAUGCAGCGAUGGGUAACAUGGACGUGCGGGACAGCAGAAACACAAGGAAUACGUCCGCAGAUGGGACAGCGAACACGAAAGGGUAG
Messenger RNA from Chondrus crispus (carragheen), 1833 nucleotides. RefSeq lists its product as hypothetical. The transcript has a single exon. Bases 1 to 1833 code for a protein of 610 amino acids. Lineage: Eukaryota; Rhodophyta; Florideophyceae; Gigartinales; Gigartinaceae. The record is from RefSeq and is a predicted model, not a curated record.